Molecule: messenger RNA, 1329 nt
Organism: Anopheles bellator
Lineage: Eukaryota; Metazoa; Arthropoda; Insecta; Diptera; Culicidae
Product: elongation of very long chain fatty acids protein 4-like
Exons: 6
Coding region: 212-1084 (290 amino acids)
Biological process (GO): very long-chain fatty acid biosynthetic process; sphingolipid biosynthetic process; fatty acid elongation, saturated fatty acid
Cellular component (GO): endoplasmic reticulum membrane
Molecular function (GO): fatty acid elongase activity
Source: RefSeq, a predicted model, not a curated record
ACCGUGCGCCACGCGAUAGUCCGCUGUCCGGUCGUGCUGGGUGUGUUUGGAGAAGCGGAGUUAGCGGCGGGCAAGAAGCGGUGGGCAAAUUUUGCACUCUUCAACGAAAACCGAGCGAGCUGAGAAAUUGGCGCCAAUCCACCGCACACGGGCGACGGAUUUCCAACGGGUUUUUGCAAGCUUCCGGUGGAGAUUUCACGAGACCGCGAAAAUGGCGGCGGCAAACAUCAGCGAAAGCAUCCCGUUCUACGACGUGUUCGGGUACUACGAGUGGACCCUGACGCUGGCGGACCCGCGGACGAAGGGCUGGCCGAUGGUGGACUCCGUCAUGCCGACGUUCACCUGCGUGUGCAUAUACCUGUUCCUCGUCUGGAUUGGCCCCCGAAUCAUGCGUGACCGGAAACCGUUCGACCUCACCUCGUUCCUGAUACCCUACAACCUGGCGAUGGCCCUGCUCAACCUCUACAUCUGCCUGCAGCUCUUCGUGGGUUCGACCAUGCGACGGUACAGCUACAUCUGUGAGCCGUGCCGGCAAAGCAUCGAUCCGGCGGAACUGCGCAUCGUCGAUGCCGUCUGGUGGUACUACUUCUCCAAGGUGCUCGAGUUCUCCGACACGUUCUUCUUCAUCCUGCGCAAAAAGGACAAUCAGCUGACGUUCCUGCACGUGUACCACCACAGCACCAUGUUUUCGUUCUGGUGGAUCGGCAUCAAGUGGGUGCCCAGCGGAAGCACGUUCCUUCCGGCGAUGGUCAACUCGUUCAUUCACGUACUAAUGUACGCGUACUACGGUCUUUCUGCGGUCGGCCCGCACAUGAACAAGUACCUGUGGUGGAAGAAGUACCUCACGAUCCUGCAGCUGAUUCAGUUCACCGUCGCCAUGAUACUCGGUAUCAAUGGUAUUGUCACGGGGUGUGAGUUCCCGCUGUGGAUGCACUACACGCUAAUCGGCUACAUGAUCUCGUUCAUCGUGCUGUUCGGCAACUUCUACGCCCAGGCCUACCUGCAAGGCAAACCGAUCCGGCAGUUCGAGAUCAACUGCAUCAACAUGGGCGCCAUCAAAGAGCAGAAGGAGAAAUGCACCUAACAGCCAACCGCGAGCCAGGACCCUCGAGGGGGGUCCCUCGUCUUCCCACCACCAAAUGCUGCAGGGUCUCUACUAGGCGCACACCAUCAGCUACCAUCUUCUUUUUCGCUUCUAUCGACUUCUUUUUGUACAUUAAUGUUUCUGAUUGCGUCUUCUAUCGCGUCCCGUUUGGUAGGAAAUUGAUUAACAAGGAUUGCUUCCGGCACGGUGGGCUUGUUUGUAUGUAAGAUGGCGACGAGAGCAGC